ACCACAAAAAGACUGGAGUAGAGGAGAAAAGUUUGACCACAAUGUGGUUAACCUAAUGGCAUUGGCUGCUCUGUUGUGAUUGGCUGGAGACACAAACUCGAGGCUUUAUAAAGCAACUUGGGCGACAGUCUCAACAUCUGAACAAAGAAGAAGAGGAAGAUUUACGUCUGCUUUUGCUUCAUCAAUAAGUGUAUCCAGACACACAACUGUGACGCCAUGAAAGUGCUUGUGGUUUUCGUUCUGCUCUUUGGCGUGGCUCUCAGUCGACCGGCCAGAUCAUUCUCCAACAGCGAUUCAGACAGUUCAGAGGAAGUGAUGAGACGACCAACAUCUUCCCUCAGGAAAGGGACAUUAAUCCCUCAAACUCGUGGCGCUCUAGUGCAGACAUUCAGAGCGGGUGCCGACUCGGACGAGAGCACAGAGGACGAUCAGCAACAAGAGGCAGCUGCUGAUGAUUCAACCGAUGGAAACGCUAACACAAAUGCACCCUCAGAGACUGAUAGUGAAGACAGUGAGGACGACGACGAUACAGAAGAAGAAGAGAGUGAGGAAGCAGAGGAGGAGGAGGAGGAGGACUCCAGCAAUAGCUCAGAAUCUGGCGAGUCCACCACCGAUUCUCCAGCGACCCCUACUCCCAUCAUGGUCACGGAGGAGCCCCUUGCUGAGACUACCAUCGAGCCCAUCAUGCCCACGAUCAUUACUGACCCAGAUCAGGGGCGCGGAGACAGUCUGGGAGGUUACCCAAGUGACUACAAGUCCAUUGUCUACGCAGAAGACAAGUCCUACAACAAGAACCCAUCUCCUUACAAAUCGUAUGAGUACGUGGAGGAGGGCAAGAAGUCGGCCUACGACAUGACGCACGGCAAUGAGGUGGAGAAGUCCAUGAUGGUGUAUAAGGUACAGGCUGUGCAGGUCCACCCUGACUACCUGGAGGAAGACACAAGCACUCCAGAGGUGGACAGUCAGAGUCUGGACAACUCUGUUGGAACCCCAGAGGAGCUGGAACCCCGCCAGGCCUCACUCCCAGCAGAAGCGGAGGAGGCGACCGCCAGCAGCGACAGCGGCAGCUCAAGCACACCAGAAGAAGAGGAGGACAGUGCCAGUGCCAGCCAGGACGAUGAGGACGACGAGAGCCAGAGCAACGAAGAGUCUGAGCAAUCGGACGAAAGCGACGAGAGCGAGUCGGACGAGCAGGGAAUAGGACCCGACACCUCCACCGACAUGCCCGUCGUCAUCACAGCCAAAUAAACAAAGACUCAACACGUAGCACGGGACCUGCGCACCUCUGUUCUGCUGAUUUAAAAAGUUAUUCAAGUUUGAAAAAGAUUGUAUUUAUAUAAACAAUAAGAUCACAUGGUUCAGUCAACAUUGUUUUCAAGGCUGUCAACAGGGGAACAGACUCACUUCGGCUCCAUCUCUGUCAGUAAAGCACAAGCUCCAGUCAGAGACUGACAUUCAGCUCUUCCAAGCAAACGUAUUUUUCAAGUCAGAGCUAUGGCGUCAGAUUAUAUACACAUCCAUUUUGUUUGCACAUUUCCCCAAUUGUUAACGUGAUU
Messenger RNA from Synchiropus splendidus (mandarinfish), 1556 nucleotides. RefSeq names its product secreted phosphoprotein 1 (gene spp1). The record is from RefSeq and is a predicted model, not a curated record. Bases 217 to 1248 code for a protein of 343 amino acids. The transcript has 8 exons. Gene Ontology annotation, biological process: cell adhesion; ossification. Lineage: Eukaryota; Metazoa; Chordata; Actinopteri; Syngnathiformes; Callionymidae.